AAUAAACUGACUAACCAAAAACACACACCACGAACACAUAAAAUUAAUUUAUUAUUUGUUUAAUUUAUAUUUUUGUGUUUAUUUUUAUUAUUUUUUUUUCAAAAAUAAGUGACCAAUAAAACAAUAAUCACACCGGAAUUUAAAAUCCAUCAAAAGUGAAAACAAAUCUAAUGGAUCAAACAUUGUUUUUGAUUCUGAUCGAUGAAUCAUUAAGUAUGCGUAUGAAACGACAGGAAGUUGUUGAUGGUAUUAAUCGUUAUAUUGAAGUACAACGAGAAAUCAACCCAAAUAGUAAUGAUCGAUUAAUAAUGAUUAAAUUUAAUAAUAAUAUCACAGUAAUGUAUAAAGGCAUCAAUAUCAAUAUGGUAGAACCAUUACGAUUGUAUGAUUAUAAUCCAUCUGGACGUACAGGAUUAUUUGAUGCAGUUAAAUGUGCAUUAGAAUUAGCCGAUGAAAUUCGUAAUGAUCAUGAAAGAGUUGUUUGUAUAAUGGUCACAGAUGGUCAAGAUAAUGCUUCUCAACAGAAUCAAUCGUGCAAGGCGAUACAAAAAAUGGUAAAAAAAUAUGAAAUGAAAAAUGAUUGGUCAUUCACUUAUAUGGAAAAACCGAGCGAAUAUUGGAGCCGAAAAAAUCCAGUUUCGAAAAUUAGUUAUAAAGCUAAACGACCUUGUUAUUCAACAAUGACCAAUACAUCGGCUGUCGCUCAACGACGAUUACGUUCAUCACAAUUACAAUCAGUAGUAUCAAGUUGAAAUCAUUUUUUGAAAGCAUGGUUUUUGAUAUGACUGUGAUAAUUGUUUUUAUUUUUGUUUAAUAAUUUCUAAUCCAAAGUAUUUGUUGUAUUUAUUAAUAACGAAUAAAAAAACAUUAAAUCAAAUAAAUAAUAAUUUUAAAAAAGUUU
This is a messenger RNA of Dermatophagoides pteronyssinus (European house dust mite), 901 nucleotides long. RefSeq lists its product as uncharacterized. NCBI's taxonomy places the organism in Eukaryota, Metazoa, Arthropoda, Arachnida, Sarcoptiformes, Pyroglyphidae. The record is from RefSeq and is a predicted model, not a curated record.